GUAAAUAUUUAUACAUUUUAUUUUGAAGAUUUUGAUUGAUAUUUUAAGAUUAUUCUUUUCGAAAUGUUGUUGUUGUUUCCAUAGACAUAUAUACGUCAUACGUAUACUAUGUCCCCUGCGCGAGUGUUACAGCUAUUGUUGUCCCCCUAUUUCCUUCUCUCGCCGUUCGUUCCACAACACGCAUGUUUCCAGUUUUAUCGACCAGUCCGCUAAUAUCGAUGACAUGAGUGCCGAAAAUUGCGAUGUAAAUUUGACUGUGCCUUUGCGGAAUGUACUGAACUCCAUUCAGUGUAUUAGAGACCGAGUACGAGAUGGAGAAUCAAACGCAUCAGAUGGAGCCUUUAACUUGUCCAACUUCUGGGACACUUUGAACCAGGCAGUAAAGGCAGUUUCCCAGGAAGCUACUAAACUCAGCUUGGCCUUCUCCAAACCGCCAUUACCAUCACAACAGGAUGGAGAGAAGUUGUCCGAGUCUAUCCUGAAGAGCGUCCUGACUCUGUCCACGGUGUAUUACUGGCUGCCUAAGAGCCAAGGGGUCACUCUGCGCCGGCAGGUCAGAGACGCCACGGUGGAGGUGUUGGAGGGAGUCCAGCAGCUGCUGGAGGUCAUUCUGAGCUCGCCGCUUCAGAGCCUGAGCCAGGAGCAGCUGACGUCCACGGGGGGGGUGUGGUCUGCCUGCGACCGCUUCGCCCGCAUGCCCAGAGACAACAAGGCGGCUCUGCUGGUGGUCCUGUCUUCUCAGACCGGAGUCGUAAAAGACGCCAUCGAGGAAAUCGAGCAGGCCUUAUCUGAGGUCCAGGACCCGUUCAGCGACGUGCUCGACGACGAGGAGGACGGAGACGAUCCCCGCGGCAACCAGGACACGUACUGGUCGGAGCGGGACCGGUGCCUGAUGGCGCCGUGCCAGGGCCUGAUGAAGGCGGCGGCCGCGUGCCUGCGGAAGCUGGCGGCGGCCGUCAGGACCCACGGCGACUGCGGCUCGGCCCAAAACGUGGCCCAGCUGGACGACCUGGCCGACAUCAGCCGGGAGGUCAGCCCCAGCCUGGACGACCUGGCCCUCUGCCUCUACCCCCCCAUGGACUACAGCGGAGUAGAAACCAACGUUUCUAAACUGGCGGCACUUUUAAAGAAAUUUCUGGAAAUCGUAAGGUCCAGUCACACGUGUGGAGAGUCAGAGCUGACCUGGGUUCAGUUCUUGGAGGGCGCGGUCAGCCACAACCUGCAGAAGGCCGCAGAUCUCAUCCAGCAGGACGGAUAACGCCUGCGCGCCGUCGGGGGGGCAAAAGGGACGGCUGGAUGUGUCCAAAAACACCCCGAAGGACUUUUCCACCUUCCUCUGGAACAGUUGAGUCUACCACAAAGGAGGCCGGUCUUUAAGUAUCCUCUUUAAGUGUCCGAUUAACGGAAAAACCAGGAAAAAAGAGGCCAGACCUCGAUAGACUCACA
Molecule: messenger RNA, 1446 nt
Organism: Menidia menidia (Atlantic silverside)
Lineage: Eukaryota; Metazoa; Chordata; Actinopteri; Atheriniformes; Atherinopsidae
Source: the annotation of a GenBank genome assembly